Molecule: messenger RNA, 4095 nt
Organism: Linum trigynum
Lineage: Eukaryota; Viridiplantae; Streptophyta; Magnoliopsida; Malpighiales; Linaceae
Source: the annotation of a GenBank genome assembly
AUGAGGAUACUCGCCUGGAAUGUGAGAGGAAUUGGACCGUCCCUCACAUUCCAGUCUGCUGUCGGUCUGGUAUAUUCGAAUAAGCCGGAUCUCGUGUUCUUCUCGGAGACGCGAUCGAGCCGCCGGGUAGUUGCCCGCCGUAUGCGGGGGUUAGGUUUUGAUAUUUCCCAUUGUUUCUUUAUUGAUGCAGUUGAUGCAUCAGGUGGUUUAGUCAUGGCUUGGUCUCACGGAGUUGACUCUUCGGUGUUGUUUCAUUCCAAUUUCUUUAUUUGCUCCCAAAUUAAUGAGAAUGGUUUUUCUUAUGUAGUGUUCUUUGUGUACAUUAGCUGUAAUCUUGCUGAGCGUGCUGUUCAACUAUCUCACUUGCGCGAAAUUUGCGACCUUAUAACCCUCCCUUAUGUGAUCAUUGGAGACUUUAAUACGACUCUCCUGGCUAGUGAAAAAGAUGGGGGUCGGGAGUGGAGUGCUGCUCCAGCUGCCAGCCUCCGUGACUUCAUUCAUGAGCUGGGGCUACAUGAUCCGGGGUUCCAAGGGGAUCAAUUUACCUGGACGAACAAGCGUAUGGGUACAGCUUGUAUUCGUGAGCGCCUGGAUAGGGCACUUUGUUCGCAAACCUGGAUAGACAUGUUCCCAGAGACUCUGGUGAAGCACUUUACGGAUCAGGGUUCGGACCAUCGUGCUCUGCUUCUUUCGGAUAAACCGUAUAGUAGAACCAGCCGGCCUCUGUUCCGGUUUGAUGCCCGCUGGGCCGACAAUCCGGAAGUUCGGGCCAUGGUAUACUAUGUCUGGAGUGAAGAGGUUCAGGGUACUCCUAUGUUCCGGCUUUGGGAGCGCUUAAAGAAGCUACGACAUUUGCUGUAUGACUGGAGCAGGGCAGGCACUACGAAUUCGCUGCGUAAUAUAAAAACACUUCAGGCAGAGAUUGAUCGUAUCAAAUCAUCCCAUCCAGUGGACUGGGAUAUGGUGAAAGUGCUGGAAUCGGAGCUAUCCCGCCAAUGGGAAGCAGAGGAGAUCUAUUGGCAGCAGAAAUCUAGGGUUCGCUGGUUAAAGAAAGGAGAUCAGAAUUCUGCAUACUUCCACACAGUUACUCGUGCUCGACGGAAAAAGAAUUUUGUCGCAGGGCUUCGGAAUGAGGUCGGUGAAUGGGUCACGGAGGAAAAUGGUAAAGCAGCCAUUGCUACAAAUUUUUAUCAGGCUCUGUUCACCUCAGAGACUCAGGUAGAGAACAUGGCUACUCGGGUGGCUGGCCUGCCAAUUGCCCGCAAGGUCACCCCGCAAAUGAAUGCGCAUUUGACGGCGGAGGUACUGCCAAGUGAGGUUCGGAAGACAGUUUUCGCGAUGGGAUCAAAACAAGCCCCGGGCUCUGAUGGCUUUACUGGGAAGUUUUUUAAAGCUUUUUGGGAUGUAGUUGGAGACUCGGUGGUUGAAGCAGUUAUCUCAUUCUUCUCUUCGAGUAAGAUGCUGCGUAGCUUUAACCAUACGUGGCUGACUUUGAUUCCUAAGGUGGACUCUGUGGAUAAUAUCCGGCAGCUGCGCCCAAUUAGUCUGUGUCAAUUUGUGUAUAAAAUUAUUACCAAAAUUAUGGCUGAACGUCUUGCUGGUUUGCUACCGCAAAUUGUCUCGGAGGGGCAGAAUGCGUUUAUUCGGGAUCGUCAGAUCAUUGAUAACAUCCUUAUUGGGCAUGAGCUAAUGCAUUAUCUUAAAAUUAAGAACCAAGGGAAGAAAGGGUACAUGGCUUUGAAGGUUGACAUGGAAAAGGCCUAUGAUAGAGUCGAAUGGCCCUUUCUUCUGGCGGUUCUGGACAAGAUGGGUUUUAGCUCGAUCUGGCAAGGGUGGGUGCAUGAGUGUCUUCGCUCCUCUUCUUUCUCGGUUCUGAUGAAUGGUGCGCCAUCUGGGUAUUUCUCUGCCUCUCGGGGUCUUCGCCAGGGUGAUCCGUUAUCCCCUCUUCUGUUUGUGCUAUGCACGGAGGGGUUUGCGGCACUCCUCCGGAAGGCGAUCUCUGAGAAGAAGUUAGAGGGGGUAAAGGUGGCCCCGCAGGCGCCUAGAGUCUCUCAUCUUUUCUUCGCAGAUGAUUCCUACUUAUUUUUGCGGGGAUCGCUGCAGGAGUGCGAGAAUUUACUGGAGGUUCUGAAUGAGUAUGAGGAACUUAGUGGUCAGCGUGUUAACCUGGAGAAGUCGGCAGUGUGCUUUAGUAAGAAUGUCUCCUUGCCUGAUCAGGAGUUCUUAGCCACAGUGCUCGGGGUUGGUGCUGUUGGGGUCCAUGACAAAUAUCUUGGACUCCCGUCACUGGUGGCUAGAUCAAAAAUGGCAACAUUCAGAUAUCUUGAGGAGAAGUUGAUUGAGAGGCUUCAAGGUUGGAAACAAAGGACGUUAUCAUGGGCUGCGAAGGAGACUUUAAUUAAGUCCAUUGCGUUGGCCCUUCCGUUGCAUGUGAUGUCCUGCUUCAGGCUCCCUUUAUCCUUAUGCCGGCUUCUUGAUAAGCUUGUCGCGAAAUUCUGGUGGGGGGCGGAAGAGGGGCAGCCAAAGAUUCGAUGGGUGUCUUGGCGGAAUAUGUGUAGGAGUAAGCAUGAGGGUGGGAUGGGAUUUCGCCAGUUUGAACACUUUAAUCAAGCGCUGUUAGCUAAAAUUGGUUGGCGUAUCCUUCAAGAACCGCAAAGCCUUCUGGCUCAAGUUUAUAGAGGGAAGUAUUUUCCUAGGGGUUCGUUCCUCACGGCUACGGCCAGAUCUCGCCCCUCUUGGGGGUGGCAAAGUAUUCUUUUUGGUCGCCAGUUGUUAGGGACGGGUUUGAGAUGGCAGAUUGGCAAUGGCCAAUCGGCCUCUCUUCUCCAGUCUAACUGGAUCCCUGGUUGCCAGCUUGCAGCCCCGAGUUAUAAUCCGUUAAUUCUGCCCGAGGGGGGGGAUCCUUUGGUGGCGGAGCUCAUCUGCGAAGGGGAAGGUAGGUGGUCGGAUGCUAAGUUGAGUCUGUGGUUUGACCCUUCGACAUGCGCAGCCAUUAAGUCUAUUCCUCUUCCGCGGCGGAAUGUUGCUGACAAACUCAUUUGGCAUAACACGGCUGAUGGAGUCUUCUCGGUUAAGUCCGCUUAUCAUUUGGCGGUGGAUCUAGACAGGAGGAGGGGGGGUUGGAGGGAGGCUGUUAGUUGGAUGGAUAAAAAAAGCUGGAUCAGGAUUUGGGAAGCUAAGAUACCUCCGAAAUUGAAGGUUUUUAUAUGGCAAAUUUGUAACCGGAUUCUUCCUACUAUGGAAGCGCUUAUCGAGAGAAAGGUGCCAGUGUUGCCCCGUUGUCCAGUCUGCUGGAAUGGCUCGGAAACGAUGGAACAUUUGUUUCUAUACUGCCCGGUUGCGCGAGCUAUUUGGGACCAUUCCGGGCUCGAUUAUCUGGGAGAGGGUUUGCCCCGUCAUACUUUCCCGUUGUUUCUUAAGCGGUUAUUGGCAUUGAUCCACCAGCCCUCGCUAGUGAUGGCGGUGGUUGCAGUCCUUUGGCGGAUCUGGAAAUCCCGGAACUGGGUGGUCUUUGAGGGCAAACAGUUUGGGAUUCCAGCCCUUAUGCGACAAUUCCAUCAACAGUAUGAGGAGUGGAUGGCCUUGCCAGUGGAUGGGCGGCCUCCGGGCAGAGAUCGGGUGGUGCCGGCGGAGGUAAACGUGGGGGAUUCCCGGUGGAUCUGUCGUUGGGAUGGGGCUACUAAGGGUGGGUCGCAUGCGGCCGGUGGGAUGGUUCUUCUCACUCCUGCUAAUACGCUGCUUCAGGCUAAGGGGGUUCAGUUUCCUUCGGUGGAAGAGCCAGCGCUGGUGGAGUUGCUUACGCUCCGGGAGGCUAUUACUUGGUGUUUGGACAGUGGGUGGACAGAGGUCCGGUUUGAGGGGGAUGCUAAGGUGCUUAUUGAUAAAAUCAAUCAGGGUGAUAAUAGGGAGAAUCGGUUGGGUGCGAUCUUAGAGGAGAUUGGUAUUUUGUUGGAUGCCCAACCAGAUUUUAGUGUGCGAUUUAUAGGACGGGAGAACAAUAGGGUAGCUCAUGUUGUAGCUAGAAAGGCCCUCUCUUUGUCUCCUUCUAUGUAUCGUCGGUUUGAUUUCAGGGCCUGGCUGGUUUCCAGGAUGUAA